GAAGACGAGGCAAACACCGACGAAGAUGGAGAACAAGAUUGUGAAGCUCUGCAUUUUCAGCGACUGAUGUGAUUUAAGACAUUUGCGUCUCGCUUUUUAUAGGACGAUAGGGUCCCCGACUUCCGCGUUCAUUGGCAUUAAAUUGUUUCAAACAAAACCUGACCUUUGAUUGAGGUGCAAAGGUUGGAAGAGGUCAACACCUGAGCGCCAAUAGCAUUCGCUUCCUACACGUAUUAUAAAGGUAUUCCUUUAGAGAAUGAGGUCAAACGAGUUCAAACUCACCAAUUCACUCACAGAUUGUUUCGUCGAGGAAUCACGAGGAUGACCACUCUACUAGCUUUGACCUGUUUCCUUGUGUUAACUGGAGAAAGCCUGGCAGUCCCUGUCGAACAAACUCAGGGUGUGAAUUUAUUCUCAGCUCUAAGAAUGAAUUUCCCGCUGUUUAGUUACACGACACAAACUUCUACGUUGACCGAGACUCAAGUUACAACGCAAUGGCUCCCUUCUGUUGUCUGUGCCAGACUCGUCAACGUCACUGGACCUUGCCGACUUCAACCGAGAGGCCAAGACGAAAACGGGCGUAUCUUCCAAAUGGAACAGCCUGAAGUACUCACAUUUGACGAUGAGAUGGGUGAAGCUGAUGCUCUCGUACAAUUGCAGCCCACAGUCACGUUAAAAGUGGAACCGACAGCCAUGCCGGAUAACCUAGAAGCGAAUUCAAACAUGAGAUUGGAAGCUUCCUGGGCUGAUCCAGCACAUAAGGACGAUGGUGUUAGCGGCCAAAGUAGUACAGGUUUAACUGAUUCCAUCAGAGCAUUCUUCAAUGUGGUACAAAUCGAAAGGACGACAGUGACGGUGCAAACAACUACAUUUCUUCCAGUUACGACUAAAACUAUUUUCAUUAUGAGAUGCACUCCACUGCCUUUUACCGUUGCCAUUUGUUCACGCGGACCAAAAGGUCCGAGACGGGACUAAGCAUAGCCAUGUAAACAAUUGAAAUUAUUUCAUAAAAGAGUGAGCCUCUUUUUUUAGUGAAAGCCCCAAUCAGCACAUC
Messenger RNA from Daphnia carinata, 1054 nucleotides. RefSeq lists its product as uncharacterized. The coding region runs from base 322 to 975 and encodes 217 amino acids. The record is from RefSeq and is a predicted model, not a curated record. The transcript is spliced from 4 exons. NCBI's taxonomy places the organism in Eukaryota, Metazoa, Arthropoda, Branchiopoda, Diplostraca, Daphniidae.